This is a messenger RNA of Beta vulgaris subsp. vulgaris (sugar beet), 1341 nucleotides long. RefSeq lists its product as uncharacterized. The coding region runs from base 1 to 1341 and encodes 446 amino acids. The transcript has 5 exons. NCBI's taxonomy places the organism in Eukaryota, Viridiplantae, Streptophyta, Magnoliopsida, Caryophyllales, Amaranthaceae. The record is from RefSeq and is a predicted model, not a curated record.
AUGAAAGUCCCAAGUUCUUUUACUCAUUUCAGAAAGUCUGUUCUGCGCGGUUGGUUCUUAACCAAUGAUCCGGAAAGCAUGGGAGUUUUAUCAAGGAAGAGAAAAGAUCAAAGAGAUAUUACUAGUUUCUUUUCAAAAAGAAAUAACACAUACUCUGGAAAUCCCUCUACGCCAAAUUCCAAUCGAUCUCAAGCAAUUCUUUCUCCAUCAAUUAAUGAUCCAUCAACUCAAGAAACUAUUAAUGAUCCACAAAAUCAUGAGACUCAAGCCCCGAACAAACAACAAAGAUUGACUAAAGUAGAUGCUACUAAUCUUCCUCAAGAUCUAGGGAAAAGAAAAAGAAUUGUUGAUUUCCAUCUAGAUGACCAAGAUAACGUUCGGAGGGUUUAUGUCGCAAGAAAACUUUGUCAGCCCGAAAAUCAUGAGUUCCCUUUCAGACCUUUUGGGCAAAAAAAUCGUCGAUUUAACAAAAAAUGGUUUGAGACGUAUAAAUCAUGGCUUGAGUAUACUGUUGAAAAGGAUGCAGCUUUUUGUUCUCAUUGCUAUUUGUUCAAGGAAGCAAACGCACCUGGAGGGGAUGCAUUUAUUAUUGAGGGAUUUAGAGCUUGGAACAAAACAGAUGCAUACGAAAAACAUAUUGGAUGGCAUAUGAGUUCUCAUAAUAAGGCUGUGAGAUCUCUAGAAGAUUUUGAAAAUCAAAAGGCUAACCUUCCAUCUCUCUUUGCUGACCAAUCGGAGGAGAACAAGUGGCUUUUACUUCAUGGUUUGCCUACUCGUGGACAUAAGGAAAAUGAAACUUCUUCUAAUAGAGAAGAUGUUGCUAAAGUUGUUUUAGAUAAUGCACCCGGUAACUGCCAAAUGACAACUCCUUCAAUUCAGAAGGAUAUUAUUAAUGCUUGUGCAACCGAGAUAAAUAAAGCAAUUAUGAAUGAACUUGAUGGUGAUUUUUUUACUAUUCUUGCUGAUGAGUCUACGGAUAUAUCUGAUAAAGAACAAUUGGCUCUAUGUCUGCGAUAUAUUAAUAAAAGAGGUGAGUUUUCUAGACUUCGAGGCCAAGGUUACGACGGUGCUAGCAAUAUGCAAGGUGCAAUUAAUGGCCUUAAAAGUUUAAUUCUAAAUGAAUGUCCAUCUGCACAUUGUGUUCAUUGUUUUGCUCACCAACUUCAAUUGACACGUGUUGCUGUCGCAAAGAAAAAUGCCGAUUGUGGGUGGCUAUCCGUUGAUGUGCUUGCACUAAUACUAAAUUUUGUGGGUGGUUCACCUAAACGGAAAGAAUUUCUUCGAAAAAAACAAGCUGAACGUGUGGUAGCAGCAUUAUCGUUAGGUGAACUUGAUUCUUGA